AGACGCGUCAGCUCGUUCUUCACGCGUCUUGCACUCUGUCGCCACACUACCUCCAGACAUCCAUCUUCACAGCCUCUACGCUCAGAAACAUGGAUCCAUCGCAUCGCAUUGUACCCGCUAACGCGCCCAAGUCGGCCUCGAUCCAGGACACCGCCAACAGCCUCGGGUUGCACGAUGCCCUUCGAUAUGGACCUCGUAGUCUGGCAGCGGAGAACAAGACAAGGGGAGGGCUCAGGGAACGACUGGAGAGCUGGGAUGCUACUCAAGACAACCUGAAGCUGACCAUGCAGCGCAACGUCUUCGGCCUUCACAUGCCGAUGCGUACGCUGAUGGAACGCAAGAUCGUCUCUCGCAACCCUCAUAUGCCCGCACUUGCUCAGUCCAACCCACACCUCGAUAUCCUCAUGGGACGGGAUGAGACGCUCGACUGUUCCGACUUCAUGAUGCCAGCGUCGGAACUGGCACAACCGAUGGAUGUUCAUGCAGAAAUGGAGAAGAAGCUGCACAUGUAGACGUAUAUCCGCCGCCCACUGUACAAUGCAUUUUACCUCUUUGACGGAUCUUCUCCGCUUCUGACGAACGCCUGC
Molecule: messenger RNA, 587 nt
Organism: Rhodofomes roseus
Lineage: Eukaryota; Fungi; Basidiomycota; Agaricomycetes; Polyporales; Fomitopsidaceae
Product: proteasome maturation factor UMP1
Exons: 5
Coding region: 90-512 (140 amino acids)
Biological process (GO): proteasome assembly
Cellular component (GO): nucleus; cytoplasm
Source: RefSeq, a predicted model, not a curated record